AUGGCUCCCAAUGGGAUAGUAGGUUCACCCACUCACAGCAAGGUAGCCACCAGACAUGAGGAGAAUGAUUUGGCGUACAGGUUGUUCAUCGAGCUCCUUGCGUAUCAGCUAGCAUCUCCAGUAAGAUGGAUCGAAACACAGAACGAGCUUCUGCGGAGACCAUCGCCAGUGCAGCGGUUCAUCGAGAUUGGCUCGCGGAGUACGCUCACAAGGAUGGCUAAAAAGUCCGCUUCUAUACAUUAUGAUCAACAUACUCCAUCGCAGUGGUCGCAUUUGCAAUUUCUUUCGUAUCAAGAUGACCGGAACAGAAUACUCUAUGAGUAUCCAGACCCUGUGCGGCUGCCAUCCACCAUUCAACGGACAACCUCAGCAUCUACUUCAGCUCGUUUGGCCGUUGCCAUAGAAGGCUCUCAAUCUGAUGGAGAGUCAGAAUCAGUAGCAGCACCCCUGGCCUUCACCCCUAUAAAGACUUCUGCUCAUGUACCCAGCGCCAAAGUUUCACUUUCGGCGCGUCACAUUCUCUUAGCGAUCACGGGUCAGAAGUUGCGAUGCUCUUUCGAUCAAGUGCCAAUGGACACGACGAUCCGGAAUUUAUCGGGAGGAAAGUCCACUUUUCAAAAUGAGCUGAUAGGUGAUUUGGUCGCCGAGUUUGGCCGCGUCCCGGAAGGCAUGGAAGAUAUGUCCUUGGCCAACCUAGUGGAAGCACUUCAGGGACGGUUUUCGGGCAAGCCUGGGAAACAGAUGUCGGCAUUGAUAUCCAGGUUUAUAUCAAGCAAAAUGCCGGCAGGAUUUAACCAGAGAUCGGCACAGAUGUACAUGCAUUCAAAGUGGGGCUUGGAGGGCCCUGAUGGAAUGAUUCCUAUAUGCCUUGCCAUUACUGUGCAGCCGCCAUCUCGUCUGGCGGAUGCAGGGGCCGCGCAUGCAUAUCUGGACAACCUCGUUGGUCUAUACGCAGAGUUCGAAGGGAUAACUAUGUUGCCAACGCAGCCACGACUAGAUAACGAGGAUGGAUACUCGGAGCCCAAUUUAAUAGAUGCAGUGGCGCUCAGUGCACUUCGAAAGGAACAACAAGAUCUCCAACACAAGCAGCUGAAAUUGCUUGCAGAUCAUCUGAAGACAAAGCCUGGCGAUCUCGAGGAUUCGGCACAGUCGGUGGAUCAUAAAUCAGACUUGCAAGAAAGUUUGGACCAGUGGAAUGCAGAAUUUGGCGAGGAUUUCCUACAAGGCAUCCGACCUAGCUUUAAUCUCCAGCAAGUCAGACACUAUGAUUCUUCGUGGAACUGGGUCCGUGAAGACCUGCUUAAGUGGAUAUAUGCGAUUUCACAGGGAUCUAAAGAGGCGGUGCUUCCAAAGAAAGAUGGUCGCCUACAUCGGAUUCUGAAUCGCUGGGACCCUGGCUGCACGGAUAUCAUCCUACAUCGACUGGAGGUGUCAACAUCCACAGCUUGCGAGAUGAAAGGCCAUGUUGUGAUGUUGAACCAAGUCCUGAAGUUAGGAAUUCGGGCUCAAGCGACUGACCCUGUACACAUCCACAUAUUGCCCCCUUUGAUGCCAAGUAUCAGUAUCUGCAGCUCAGGACGUUUGGAAUAUACGGAAACAAGUCGUUCGGUAUGCAGCUACGCAGACGUAAUCCGCCGAGGCCAUCUUUCUCGUACUGGUACCAAAGCCCCCACCCCUUUUGUGCAUAUUAAAACACGCAAUGUCGAUGAGGGCUGGACGUACGACGCAAAAGCUACCGAGAUGCUUCAUCAAGUGAUGGAUGCUGGCCUCACCACGGGUUUCAGUUAUGUCGGUAAAACGGUCCUUGUGACAGGUGCCGGUCCUGGUUCCAUUGCUGUAGAGAUUAUCCAAGGGCUUCUCGCCGGUGGUGCAAGGGUCCUUGUCACUACAAGCCGUGCAAUCUCCACGACCGCUAGGUUCUACCAGAGUCUCUUCAGAAAGUACGGAGCUCGCGGGGCUAGUUUGACGCUACUCCCAAUGAACCAAGCCAGCAGACAAGACUGUGAGGCUAUAAUCGGACAUAUAUACGGCGCAGAAGCAUCUGCUGGUAAGGACGUGGAUUGUAUCAUUCCGUUUGCCGCUAUUCCACAAACCGGUGAGCCCGACACUCUAGGCAGCCGUCAGGAACUUGCCCUCCGAGGGAUGCUUGUGAACCUCCUGCGGCUGGUGGGUCUCGUUUGUUGCGAAAAGGAAAAGCGACGCAUAAACACCAGACCGACGAUGGUAAUUCUACCCUUGUCAUGCAAUGAAGGGACAUUCGGUGGAGACGGCCUUUAUGCGGAAGCCAAGAUUGGACUGAAGUCCUUAUUCAAUCGAUUCCACUCCGAAAGCUGGUCAACGUAUGCCACUAUCUGUGGAGCCGUCAUGGGGUGGACUCGAGGAACUGGAUUGAUGCACUCAUCGGAUAUGAUAGCAGCAGAGAUGGAAAAACUCGGUGUCAUCACCUUUAGCAGGGCCGAGAUGGCCUUUAAUAUCCUGGCGCUGCUAUCACCGGCCAUCACCGCUCUUGCCGAAGAGACACCUGUAUAUGCAGAUCUAACAGGCGGAUUUGGGGCUAUGUGGAAUUUAAAGGAACAUAUCGCGGCGAGUCGUAAGGCGGUGGCCGAAAAUCUUCGUUUGGGUAUUGUUCUGGCGGAAGAGGAGACACAUCACGAAGCAGCCCUCCACGGACAGCAGGCAAACUCUCAUGCACACGAGCCAGAAGUAAGGAAUAAGCGAGCCAACCUCAAUAUUGGGUUCCCUUCAAUAGCAAGGCAGGAGGAUAUGACGGCGAGUCUUCCUGAUCUCCGAGGAAUGAUUGACCUUUCGCAAACGGUCGUCAUCGUAGGAUUCUCAGAGCUUGGGCCAUGGGGAAGCUCACGCACACGAUGGGAAAUGGAAAGCCAGGGUCAAUUCUCGUUAGAAGGUUACGUUGAGAUGGCGUGGAUGAUGGGUCUGAUCAGACACAUUACCGGCGAUCUCAAGGGCCAGCCAUACGUUGGAUGGAUCGAUGUCGUGACAAGCGAGCCGAUCUCGGAUGACGAGAUUCCUGAAAGAUACCACCAACAGAUUAUAGAGAACUCCGGCCUUCGUUUUAUUGAACCCGAUGCACUCAACACCUACGAUCCAUCACGAAUAGAGUUCAUGCAUGAAGUUGCGAUCGAAGAUGAUCUGCCGCCGUUCGAGAGCUCGAAGUCAGCGGCCGAAGCAUUCAAGUUGCGCCAUGGGGACCAUGUCUUUGUCCAACCAAUCUCAGAUUCGGACAAUUAUCGUGUCUUCAUGAAGAAGGGUGCUGUGGUAAUGGUGCCCAAGGUAAUUCCUUUCCACCCUUUAGUGGGCGGAAGGGUCCCCAAGGGAUGGGACCCUUUGCGAUACGGCAUUCCCGGGGAUAUUGUUCAGGAGGCCGAUCCCACUACCUUGUAUGCUCUUUGCUGCGUCUCGGAGGCAUUCUUGUCCGCUGGUAUCAAAGAUCCGUAUCAGAUGUAUCAGUAUAUUCAGGUCUCUGAGGUAGCCAACUGCUUAGGUACUGGGGGCGGUCCUAUGAAGACAAUCCAGAGCAUGUACCGCGACCGGUAUCUCGAUCGGCCAGUCCAAGGAGACAUUAUUCUUGAUCACUUUGCUAACACCAUGGGCGCAUGGGUGAACAUGCUCCUUCUUUCUUCCUCGGGUCCACUCAGGACGCAUGUCGGGGCAUGUGCCACAGCCAUAGAAUCAUUGGACAGCGGAUGCGAAGCUAUUAAGAGUGGGAAGUGCAAAGUUGCUAUUGUUGGCGGUUGUGAUGAUUUUGGAGAAGAAGUCGCUUACGAAUUCGCCGGCAUCAAGGCUACUGCAAAUACCAAAGAGGAGUUGGCUAAAGGUCGUCUUCCGGGAGAGUUCUCUCGCCCCACCACAAGCUCCCGUAGCGGGUUCGCAGAGUCUGCUGGCUGUGGAGUACAAAUAGUGAUGGCUGCUGAUCUUGCCCUCGAGAUGGGACUGCCAAUCUAUGGCAUUGUUGCUUACACCCAAAUGGCGAGUGAUCAAACCGGCCGAUCGAUCCCGGCCCCAGGCAAGGGAAUCCUGACGGCUGCACGAGAAUCAGCAGACGCCCGACACUCGCCGUUACUGGAUCUUGAGUUUCGACGUGCGGAAUUCGAGAAAGAGGUAGCUGAAAUUCGUCAGCAAGCAUGGGAUGGCCAAGUGAGCAGCACGUGCCAAACUGAGAAUGCCGCCUAUACAAUCGAAGAAAGCAUGAAAUCCAGGCUACGAGAUGCCCAGCACCGGUGGGCUAACAGUAUCCGCUUGCAAGAUGCCAGCAUCUCCCCCCUAAGAGCCGCACUAGCAACAUGGACCCUAUCGAUCGAUGACAUAGGUGUUGUUUCGAGCCAUGGGACUUCAACCCGAGCUAAUGAGCUUAACGAAGGGGAGGUUAUCAAUACUCAGAUGAACCACCUGGGUCGACGGAGAGGUAAUCCACUACUCUGCGUGUGUCAGAAAUCCGUGACAGGGCAUCCCAAGGCAGCUGCAGGCGCCUGGCAACUUAACGGCUGCAUACAAAUGUUCCGCGACAGCAUAGUCCCAGGGAACCGCAACGCAGACAAUAUAGAUGAACAGCUCCGACAGUUUAAGCAUCUGGUCUAUCCCAUGGAUUCGAUGACGGUGCCUGACAUGAAGGCGAUCAUGCUCACCUCCUUCGGAUUUGGUCAAAAGGGGGCGGUGGCCGUGGUAGUAACACCCAGGUAUGUCUUCGCGGCGGUUCCGACUGCAACAUUUGAAGACUACCGAACUCGAGCGUUACAGAGGCAGCGAACAGCCAACGUGGAAUUUGUCACGCGGCUUUUGAAGAACUCGCUGGUCCAAGUCAAAUCUGAUCCACCGUGGAAAAGCGCUGAGACUAUGCACAGUGUCUUCCUUAACCCGGACAGUCGCUUAGCUGCUGAUGACUCCUUCGGGACGGAGACUCCAGUUAAAGCUCCUAGUCCAGAUAGUGUAGGCGAGAGAUCGGAUGUCGCCGCUGCGCUUCUUCAGUCUCUGCUCGAGCGUGUUACUCGGCGCUCCGGUGCAACGACACCAACCAGCGUUGGAGUCGACGUGGAGGAGAUCAUGAGCCUCCACAUUGAGAACCUCAAUUUUCUGCAGCGCAACUUCACACCUGCAGAACGGGACUACUGUUCUAAGGCAGCGAACCCGCGCUCCGCAUUUGCGGGUCGGUGGAGUGCCAAAGAGGCCGUUUUCAAAAGCUUCCGGGUGCCUUCUAUGGGUGCAGGGGCUACAAUGCAAGAUAUCGAGAUCCUGGAAGAAAGCGGGAAUCCUUAUGUCAAGCUUCACGGACACGCUCACGCUGUAGCGAUGUCCAAGGGUAUCAGCAAGAUUGAAUUGGUGAUCGGCCAUUCUGGGGAAGUGGCUGCUGCCGUAGCGCGAGCCAGGUGGACCUGA
Aspergillus luchuensis is the source of this 5391-nucleotide messenger RNA. RefSeq lists its product as uncharacterized. The transcript has 5 exons. The coding region runs from base 1 to 5391 and encodes 1796 amino acids. Lineage: Eukaryota; Fungi; Ascomycota; Eurotiomycetes; Eurotiales; Aspergillaceae. Gene Ontology annotation, molecular function: holo-[acyl-carrier-protein] synthase activity; 3-oxoacyl-[acyl-carrier-protein] reductase (NADPH) activity; fatty acid synthase activity. Gene Ontology annotation, cellular component: fatty acid synthase complex. Gene Ontology annotation, biological process: long-chain fatty acid biosynthetic process. The record is from RefSeq and is a predicted model, not a curated record.